This is a messenger RNA of Phanerochaete carnosa HHB-10118-sp, 7704 nucleotides long. RefSeq lists its product as uncharacterized. The transcript has 30 exons. Gene Ontology annotation, cellular component: nuclear RNA-directed RNA polymerase complex. Bases 1 to 6939 code for a protein of 2312 amino acids. NCBI's taxonomy places the organism in Eukaryota, Fungi, Basidiomycota, Agaricomycetes, Polyporales, Phanerochaetaceae. Gene Ontology annotation, molecular function: helicase activity; metal ion binding. Gene Ontology annotation, biological process: regulatory ncRNA-mediated heterochromatin formation. The record is from RefSeq and is a predicted model, not a curated record.
AUGUCCAAGAAACCCUGCCGUUUCCACCUGAAACCGGGCGGUUGCCGCUACGGAAGCAGCUGCACGUUCGCUCAUAUCGAGGGGGCCACGUCCGCUACCGGUGGCAAUACUACGGAUGCGGCGACGCCCGGAAGUUCUUCGACGUUCGAAUCCUCUCCAGCUCCUCCUGGGAAAUGUACAUUUUAUUGGAAGACCGGUGACUGCAAACGAGGCUUCCAAUGCCGCUUCAAGCAUGAUCGGCCUGUAGACCCGUCUACAUCGACCCCUGAAGUAACGACGACGAGAGCGAACGUUACUGACGCAUUGCUACCGUUCUUGACACCCAUAGGUAUCUCUCGGUUAUUUGAGACUGGCAGUGAUGCCCUUUUUGCUGGGAAUUCGAAGCCGAAAACACCGUCCGAGGUACACAAUUAUCUGAAGAUGUAUCUCCGGGACGACUAUCAUUUCCGCAACGUAUUUGACAUGCACAGUUAUCUUGCCUUGCUAUCAGAUGCCACAUCCAGUAACAGCACCUGGACGGCUGAAGACGGCCAGUUGCUGCUAUCUGCCGUUGCAAAGGGCAAUGGUCUGCAACGCUUUAACGAUAUUCUCAGCUGGGAAAGCGUCGCUGUCUGUCCCAGUAAUAAUAGGAAUGUCCUGUCCUUUCAUCGUGGUUAUAUUGCUCUGCUCCAAUAUCUUUCCUCUGAUUUUGUGGUGAAGAGUGUCUUGUCACAUCUCAUCAACGCACUUUACAUGGUCUUAAUGGAGCACUUCAGCGCCUUUUCGCGUCACCUCCAGGCCUGUAUGGCGAGUAUCAUGACCAGCGCUAAGUCUUUCAAGGAACCAGCAAUGGCGGCGGGGACGAAGAAUGUCGGAGGCGCCCAAGUUUUUGGCGCACUUGUCGUUGUCCUACUUCAAUGUCUCACGCGGAUCAAGAACGCGACGGCAAAACAUCCCGAGUUACGACCUCUGGUCCUCAACCUGAGCGACUGGGUUAACAUCUGGGCCAUUGGGAUCACCACAGCAUCACCCACCUUUGACGAUGCCCUUGCAUCAGCACCCCCACAGGCGAGGGAGCAGAUUAUACAACAUCUGAAGGCAAAAGUGGAGCAGUUGGUCUCGAUCGUGAAUCGAGAGCAUUCAAAACUGGAGCGUUCGAAGCAGAGUCGUCCAGUUCCAACUGCUGUUGACUCGGACGAAGGCAUCAUCGCUGCACUUCACAAUAGCUAUGUAGGGCCUGGGGAGCUACGACCAGAGGGCCCUCGGCAUGACAAUGAUCACGUCGACAUCGAGGAUAUCAGGAUUGCUCCUACCCAUGACGAGCUUAUUUGUCGUAUCCCUCCGUUUCUGCCAUCCACUUUAUAUAACGCACCACAUCCCGCUCGACUGGAUAGUCCUGAGAGGUUGUUGGAUAUCCAGUUCCGACUACUCAGGGAGGAACUGACCGCCUCUCUUCGCACCUCGGUUCAGCUUGUCAUGAGUGAUCUCAUCUCGCCCGAUAAACACACGCAGCUGGAUCAAGUCCUUCAGCGAGGUGGAGGAAAGUACCAUGGCCACACAGACAACGAAGACACCGUCAUGUUCAAUGUCUACACCAAUGCCGAGUUCACGGAAAUUACACCUGACAGACGAGGCUUGUCUGCUGGUCUGAUCGUUGACGCUCCUCCGGGCCGCGCUCGUGCGGCUGAUCCUAAUCGCAGAGCUUGGUUUUGGGAAGGCAUGAGCGGCAAGCGUCUCAUUUCGGGCGGACUUGUCGCGUUGGUCUGGCAGAGGCCGUCAGGCAUCGACGUCCAUUUGGGCACCAUCUCCAGCUCCAUCCGCGACCAUGUCACAUCUGCGAAGCAGAGCGCUUCGCGUAUUGCCAUCCGGGUCUCUUUCUUCGACGCAAAUGUUCAGCUUCGGAUCCUACAGGAGCUCAGGCGUCCACCUGAGGAUUGUGGUGAUUUGAAGCUACUCGUUGAGGCUACCGUUAUGUUUGCAUCGGUUAGACCUUUCCUCGAGGCUCUUUGCGUCGAGCCCACGAAGCUCCCUUUCAGCCGCUACCUGGCGCUCUGUCCUCCGGGAGAGCUCGGCAAGGUCAAGAUCGAGGCGCCUGUCUAUGCUCGGAACGCCAGCUUCUCGUUCCAGCUCGCUUCACUUUUCCCGUCGGACGCGGGCACUACCAGCCUUCAGCUGUCGGUCACAAAUCCCGACUCGAUCGAAAAUGCGAGGACAGAGCUUCGUACUUGUAAUAGCUUGGACCCCAGCCAGGCGGACGCUAUUGUGGAUGCCCUGACCCGAGAGUGGGCUCUGAUCCAAGGGCCUCCUGGAACCGGAAAGAGUUACACUGGUGUUAAAAUCAUCGAUAUCCUACUCGCAAACGGGGUUGGUCCCAUUCUCAUGAUUGCCUUCACGAACCACGCCCUCGAUAAUAUUCUCUGCUCGGUGCUCGACGCUAAUAUCACUAAGAAGGUUGUGCGUCUUGGGUCACGCUCAUCAGACGAGCGUAUUUCCCAGUUCUCAAUCGAAGCCAUGGAAGCGGUUGCGGGCAGAUCACGCCUCGAUCGUGCCUUCUCCGACAAUCAUCGGGAAGUGAAGGCUGUCGAACAGCAAAUUCGGGACCUAAUGAAAAAAUGCUUGAAGAUCAACGUUGACAGCGAGGACAUCAUGGAUCACCUCAAAUAUGCCUUCCCUGGCUUCUACCAAGAUUUUUCUCAGCCCCCGUCAUGGAUCCAACUUCUGUACUCUGCGAACAAGGGUGCAACAUGGACUCGAGUGUCCCGGUCCGUACAAGAUCUACUUCACUCGGAUAGCACGAUCUACGGAUACUGGCUUCGUUCAGACGACCUAGAUUUUUUGGAAGAAGCACAUGUACAACGGCAUAGCCUACCCGAGCCAACCGCCCCGUCAACUCCUGCACCCAGCUGGGAGCCAUCUACGAACACAAAUCCGUACGAAUUGCUGCGUGCCCGUGACAAUGAAUCGGGAGCGUCUUCUGGGUCAGUAUCGAUGGUGGAUGCCUCCGACAUAGCGGACAGCGAUUCAGACUUCGACGACGCUGAGGAUAUUCCUCCGGAAGAAGCAUGGCAGUAUCUGACUCAGCCCGGGCCUUCGAGCCCUCCUUGCGCGGAAUCUAUCGUUGAGCCGAUAAUCCACCAUGUUUCAUCUUUGCCGGAAGGUAUCCAGCCCUCGGAUUUUCGCAAUCUUGGCCAAUUCUUUGCGGCCUGCGGCUACAACACUCUUCCUCUCAUACCUGCCUCUGAUCGCAAGCUCAGCGUGCUUCUUGAGACUGACGACGUCUGGCAGCUUUCCCGUGUAGAACGCAAGAAGUUACAUGAGCACUGGGUGGAUGAGAUCCGCGUGAUUUCACAGACGAAUAGGACAGAAGAGUUCGAACGCCUACGCCGUGUGCAUACCGACACAAUUAAGCAGUACAACGAAGGCAAAGCUGCCGCUCGUUGCGAAUUGCUUCGAAACGUAGACAUUAUCGGUUGCACGACUACUGGCGCGGCAAACCUCACUGCGAUGCUCGAGACAAUUGGUCCGCGUGUCAUGCUUGUCGAAGAAGCGGGACAAGUUCACGAGGCCCACGUCUUAGGCGCUCUUGUAUCAUCCAUCCAGCAUGUCGUCCUUAUUGGAGACCCCCAGCAAUUGCGUCCGACGAUCAACAACUACGCGCUAUCAACGGAACACAAGAGCGGAGGCAAGAUAUACAAGUUCGACAUGUCCUUGAUGGAACGCCUCUCGACUUCGGGCUUCCCGAUGUCCCAGAUCGACGUACAACGGCGAAUGCGACCUCAGAUCUCAGAUCUUAUACGGCGAACGCUCUACCCGAAGCUAGAGGAUCAUGAGUCUGUAAAGAACUACCCUUCGGUACGAGGCAUGCGCGAGAAUGUCUUCUUCUUCGACCAUCAACACAAAGAGAAUGGGGGUGAAGACGAUUCCAUCUCCAAGUUCAACCAGUUCGAGGUUGACAUGAUCGUGGAUCUUGUUAUGUAUCUACUUCGCCAAGGUCCUUACUCAGCCGAAGGUGAUAUCGUCGUUCUCUGUGCCUAUCUAGGGCAGCUCGCUCGUAUGCGUGAUGCCUUAGCACAGAAAGUCACAGUAGUUAUCGACGAACGAGAUCAGCGAGACCUGGCUGAUCGUGAGGCGGAUCAAGAAGAUCUCGGAGACGAUGUCACCACCGUCGAGCAUGUCAAAGUGACACGCCGAGUCCGUCUACGUACGAUCGACAAUUACCAAGGAGAAGAAGCGAAGAUUGUCAUCUUGUCCCUUGUACGAAAUUCUGGAGGCGCUAAAGAUGAUGAGACGCUCUGUGGGCAUUCGUCCAAAGGGCGCGUCAAUGUCGGCUUCCUCAGGUCUGAGAACCGUACCAAUGUUGCGCUGUCGAGAGCCCGAGAAGGUCUAUAUAUCCUUGGCAACGCGCGAGACCUGCGGCUUCGCAGCUCCAUGUGGCGUUCAGUUCUCUCUAUCCUAGAAGAAAGCGACUGCGUUGGUACCUUCCUCCCAAUCGCCUGUCAUCGGCACCAGGAUCAAGCUGAGAAAGUCGCCAAGCCCGGACAGUUGCCUCGAAUCGCCCCGGAUGGCGGUUGUCUGAGGCAGUGUGAUUCAAGAUUGAGCUGUGGACAUCUUUGUCCAUACAAAUGUCACUCCGACGACCUCAACCACAAGAGUGUGCGAUGCGAACAGCGCUGUACUAGGCUCUGCCCCCGCGGACACCCAUGCUCGAGGCCUUGCGCGGAUGCAUGCGGGCAAUGUAUAACCAUGGUCUCUCACGUUGAGCUUCCGUGCGGUCAUGUCAAGACACAAGUUCCUUGUUUCGCGCUUGAUGACCUGUCUGAAGUGUCUUGCGGUGUUCAUUUGAAGAAGCAGCUUCUGGACUGCGAACACGAAGCCGAGAUGGCAUGCUCAGACGAUCCUGCUCUAUACAGGUGCAAUGCGCCUUGCAACGGUAUCUUGACGUGCUGCAGCAGGAACUGCAAGGCCGACUGCCAUCAGUGCCAGCAACUGAACCCCACUCCGGAAGGCUCAACUGGGGUGGCGACCAGGAAUGCCCACCAACCCCAUCAGUGCCAGAGGCGGCUUUACUGCGAGCACCAGUGUAGCAAGAUGUGCUCUGAAGAGCACGAAUGUACGACAGAAUGCAACGCACCCUGCCGCCAGAGCUGCGCACAUGCACAUUGUAGGCAGCCUUGCUCCGUUCCCUGCGCUCCUUGUCAAGAGCCGUGCUUAUGGCAAUGUCCGCAUCAGACCUGUCCUGUACCGUGCGGUUCUGUCUGCGCUCGCCUGCCUUGUGAUUUUCGUUGCGAAGAGAUAUUGGAGUGCGGCCAUCGCUGUUCUUCAGUUUGUGGGGAGGACUGCUCGAUUCAGAUUUGUCCAGCAUGUGCGAGCCCAGAGCAGGGGGACGUAGUCGUAGACCUUAUCCUCGGGAGAUCUUUGGCCGACAUCGACCCUGAUAUGGAGGGUCUCGAUGACCUCCUCAUUACUCUGCCGAACUGUCGCCACGUCUUUACGGUCGAGACUCUCGACGGACACGCCUCAAUGCAAGAAUAUUAUCGAGCCGACGGUGGACGGUGGAUAGGUCUGGAAGCCCCUCCAAACGACUUCAGGAAGCCACCUACCUGCCCGACAUGCCGGGUGGCCAUCAGGUCGAACCGGUACGGUCGAGUCUUCAAGAGAGCUGACCUGGACAUUUUGGAGAAUAACGUUGCCUUCCGUAUGUCCCAAUCGCUUGCCGCGAUAGGGCGCAGGGUCAAGAUUACACCAUUGGGCACACUCAAGGACACGCUUAAGAUUGAGGCCGCGAAUGAAACCUUGUCAAUCACCAAGGCUGCUCAGAACAGGAACACCCACCAGAAGAACCAGAGGGCACUCCUCCAGCAGGUUCGCAACACGCCGCUCCCAAGCAAGGGUCUCGAUCCGAGCAACGGCGAGUUGCAUGGAAUUCCUGCAUCUGAAGUCAGGUCAUGGCAGCUGACUCUCCGUGGACUUCUCGCCUCGUACAACGACGCUGUUUCUGUCGCGAGCAUCCGUUCGGCACAUAUGCACGCUUGGGAAGCUUCCUUUUCGUAUCUUUACCAGAAGGAGAUGGACCUCGCUGCGCAGCAUCCGGAGCACGCCCCCAGGAAUCCGCAUGAGCACGCGAUGCGCAUGGCUAGACUGGGCGUUGGUCAGCCGCAGCCGAGAGCAGAUCGCAGGUUCCUGGUCGAAGCCUUUUGGACGUCCAUUCACAUUCGCCUCACGCUCGCCGACCUCGCGCAGACCUGGGUCACCGCUCUUGCAUCCAGGUCUGGAUAUCUUUCUGAGAACAGACAGCUGUGGGGGCGAUUUAUUUCGUUCAUCUUCCGGUCUUGCCUUCAGGACGGUCGAACUGCUCUCAUGAUAGCACAGGAGUCCGAGAGCCAUCGUCAAGUUGUCAAAACAUCGCUGCUGCUCAUGCGUAUCAACAUUGAGUACUUCCGUUUCAACAUCGAAGGUAGUCGUGGCAAAAGCCGGCUUCGUGACCGCCGUGACCAACUGGCAUCCCGAGCGAAGGAGAAACAUGAAGAAACCCUUCAGCACAGUGAAGCUGUCAGACUGACGCACCUCGAGAUCCGACGUGCCGAUCAGGAGCAAGAGAUCCAGUGGCUUACCACGACCUUCGUAGACCCAGCUAAAGUUAUCGUCCAGGAGUGGCAGAAGCUCGAGCGGUCUUUGCGAAUGGACACCUUCUACGAGCCAGUCUCACUGGGGGAGAUGCAGGACAUCGUCAAAGGGCUCAAUUUUUCGCAUACCGGCCACUUCUACAAGUGCCCGAAAGGUCACACUUUCGUCAUUGGCGAUUGCGGCGGGGCGAACCAGCAGUCCUUCUGCCCUGAGUGUAGUGCACCUAUUGGUGGAACAGGUCACAGCCUGCUGACAACCAACACGCGCGAUAUGCAGUAUGAGGAGCUCGCCCGUGGACAUGGUGCAGCGCGCAGUCCGUGGACGUGGGGAGUGUAACGGACACUUGGCCGUUGAUCGUUCGUACCUGAUCUUCAUUUGUAAGUUGUGUUUACCAUGGGUGCCGCCGAAACACAAGCCAUAUCAUUAUUCCGUACGUCCGGUGACCUAAGGAGAAAGUAAAUGAUCAUAAAAGCGAAUAUGCAAGACUGCGCUUCAAUUGUCUCCUUCGUGAUAUGUUGGAGGCGGCUCCGAUCUAUCCGCCUGGAAAUACUGCAUUACCCGCCUUAGGUUCUCCACUUCUUGGCGCAAACCCUGCACGUCCGUUGGCGACACAGGGCUAGCAGCAUCGCUUCUCGAUGCAACUGUGGGCGGCUCCCUACUGGACGACUGACCGUUGGUCGACGUCAAGGUGUAUGAAGAGCUCGCGUUGGGAGUAUGUGUUGGCGCCCGCCGCCGCUGCCGCUGAGCUCGAGCUCCGAGAGAUUUCGUUGUCUGGGGGAGAUACCCUACGGCUUGAUGUUCAGUCUGUACAUUCGCAUUCUCCGGUGCAAUCCAGGGGGCGGUCUCUUCGCGAACGUAGUUGUAUGGCACAGGUUGCGUCAUGUUCGCAUCGAGCUUUUCGUCGUCCGAACGUUUAGUUCUGCGCCAAAAGAACAAGCCGACGAUGAGUAUGAGGAUAAAGCCGCCUACUCCUCCGACAACACCGCCUACUAUGGCCCCAACGUUCGAAUGUUUUGACGUUCCAGAACUCAAGCCAGGACUCGAGCUAGGGCUUGGCUCUGAGCUCCCUAUGGGCUGAGCUAUGUUGAUGGUAACAUUAGG